Octopus bimaculoides (California two-spot octopus) is the source of this 4000-nucleotide messenger RNA. RefSeq lists its product as uncharacterized. Gene Ontology annotation, biological process: sterol metabolic process. The record is from RefSeq and is a predicted model, not a curated record. Gene Ontology annotation, molecular function: oxidoreductase activity, acting on paired donors, with incorporation or reduction of molecular oxygen; monooxygenase activity; iron ion binding. Lineage: Eukaryota; Metazoa; Mollusca; Cephalopoda; Octopoda; Octopodidae.
UCACCAAGCAAACAAGCCUCCUUCAACUUCCAACUUGUAAUCUCUGCCUCACAACAGAUUAAGUGCAAGGGAUUAAUAGCCACAGAUUAAUCCCUAAUCUCCUUACAGCAGAUUCUCAAUGAAUUGAUAAAUCAUAAAUAAGAAACAAACCAAGGAAUCACAUGACUUGUUAAGCCAAGAGAAUCAAUAUUAGCUUUCUGCGGCAAAAAUUCAUUGAUAUUUUGAGAGUUUACAGAGGAAAAUGAUUUUUCUCGUCUCUUUUUACUGUUACUGAAUUACCAUUCUAUUUGGAAUCUUGCCCCUGGGAUGAAAAGCUGAUGGCCAAAAGUAACAAACUUCCUGGUUACUUAGGAUGGCCCAUAAUAGGAGACAAGACUCAUGAUUUCUUGAAGAAUCCAGUCAAGUUUUUUGAGAAGUAUUCUGAAGUUUAUAAAUCAGCCAUAUUCCUCACACGGCUUUUUAACAAACCAACCAUAAUUGUUGGAUCCUAUGAAGGAGUAAAACAGGUUCUUUGUGACCGUACAGAAGAGUUAAGUCAUGGCUAUAAAUUGUUCCUGAGUGAUUUAUAUGGAGAAAAUAUAUUCGUUGCAAGUGAUGACAAAGCUGAAGACAUUCACAAGUUCCUGGCUGACCAAUUCUCCAAAGACAAUCUUCAUUCUUAUGAGUUGAUAAUUGAAAGAAUUAUUAAUGAGGAAAUGAGAAGUCUUGACAAAACUUCUCCAGUUGACAUCUACUCAUUCUUUAAAGAACUCUCCUCACUGAUUUGCUUCACUCUGUUCCUUGGCAUCGAUGCCUCCCAGUCAAAGGAACUCAUUCAGGAACUGACGGAUUUAACAACAAUCCAAUGGCAUGGAAUCACAACCUUUCCAUUGAAUGUCCAUGUCAGAAGACACAGUUCUCUAAAAUUUCGAAGAGCAUCAGAUGCCAAGACAGAUUUAUUGGGCAUCAUUAAAAAGCAAAGACCUGUCGCUCAAUGUGGCUUUGUAAAACAAGUGAAUAAUGUACCAGAGACAAAUGAUGACUCCUACAUCAACAGCAACAUCCUUGUCUUUAUUUCUUCGCUGGUGUCAAAAGCAAUUGCAUCAUACCUGACAUCAUUCUUCAUCACAACAGGACAAAAUAAUCAUGUUGAACUUCAAGAGAAAAUGUAUUUUGAUAAAAACUUGGAAGAUCAAGUUUUAUUAGAAACCCAGCGACUUUUUCCACCUUUUGUAUGUGGAAGAAAGUUAGCCAAAACUGAAUGUACUAUUGAUGGCCACAAAGUCCCAGAAGGUUAUUCCAUCAUCUAUCUGACGUAUGCUGCUCACAGGGAUGAAAACAUCUUUGAAAAUCCAAAUGAUUUCAAUGCUGAUCGUUGGAAUGAAUUCUCUAAAAAGAAACUGUUUACAUUUGGUGAUGGACCAAGAAGCUGUAUUGGAUUUGAUAUAGUAAUGAGUAUUGUUAAGAGCAUUGUACAAAGAAUUAUUGCCCAAUACGAAUGGAAAUUGCAGACAACUGAUGUGAUCCAAUAUAAAUGGUUUCCAGUCAUCCGGCCCAACACUCCAGUCUGUGUGGAAUUCAGCUCCAAAGUAGAAAUACGACAUCUUGGAGACCAACAUUUCACAAGAUUUUGAGCAUUACCGUGUUUGUUGAUGUUGCUUUUUACCUGCAAUCUUUCAAUACAAUGAUCGAAUGGAAACAUACACAAACACAUCCACACAUACAUGCAUGCAUCAAUAUUAGUGUGGUCUGCUGAUAGCUUUUUUGUGCCUGCCAAAACUGAUAAAUAGAUAGGCAUUUACAGACACACAUAUACAUGUACAAUAUCCAUGUACACAUACACUACCCUAUAUAUAUACACACACACACACACACAUACAUAUAUAUGGUACUCAGUGCUUUAUAGAACAUACAUGUUUCAGUUAAGUACCACCAGGAUUACAUAAUUUUUGUUUAAGCAUUAUAUAAUCUUGUAAAACCACCUCUCAGUGUUCAGUAAUACACAUACACGCACACAAACACACAUCCACACAGACAUAGUCUCAUUCUUUAUCUCCAUUUCCAACUUACAGAAAUAAUAUAUUUUCCAUAAGUUAAAACAUGUGCUACAAAUGUUUGAACCUUUCAUCUGGUGAAAGUUUCAAUUGGGCCAUGACACACAUGUUCCAAAUUAAUAUCAGGGAAGACAGAAUCAUUUCAUUGACCAAACUGCCAAAAUCUCACAUCGUCUCAAUGAGUCAAUUCAAAUAUGGGGCUGGACAGUUUUGCUUCUUGAACCUUUCAAUUGCAGGGAUCUUUUCUUUGAAUUCUUUUAAUGGUUUCAGCCAAAGGAUCGUGGCCAUGUUAGGGCACCGUUUUUUUCAAAGGUUUUUAAUCAACUGUGUCCAUGCCAAUAUUUAUGCCAAUGACUUUUGUUAUCAGAUACUUAAGUUCUUUCGCAUACAGGGAAGCAGCACCAGUUUACUGAGACAAUCACAUGUAUACUUACAUGAUGGGCUUCUGCACUGUCUUAGUUGACCAAGCUCCACUCUCAAAGUACUGGUCAAACUGAGGCUAUGGUAGAAAAACACUUGCCAAAGGUGCUGUGUAGCUGGAUUGAACCCAGAGCCAUAGGGUUGUCAAACAAACUUCUUACCCACAUGGCUAUGCUUACACCUAGUUUUGCAAUGGGUUUUUUUUAUCCAUAGUCAGGUGUGAUGAAAAUUUUACUGAGAGACUACUGGAUAAUUGAAGCUUAUAAGAAUAUUGUUUUCUUUUUUGUAUCAGCGGUCCCCAGUCACUGGGUCAUGGAUCAGUAUCACUCUGUCAGUCAUUUGGUAUCAGACAGCACAAAUAGAAUAAUUUUUUAAAUUUUGGGUUGUAUAAUAUACAUAUAUUAAAAAGCAAUAAUAGUAGAAAUAAAAUGCAUAAUAUACAAUGUAAUAAUUACAUUUGAAUUGUAUAUAUUAAUUACAUAUAUAUUAUAUGUAAUAAUUAAAUUAUAUAUUGUGUACUUUAUUAUGUUUUGUUAAGUACAUGAUUCCUUGGUCUGUGGAAGAAUUGUCUUGCAUGAAACAAGACUGUGGAACCAAAGAAGGUUGGGGGCUGCUGUUUUAUGCCGUAAGAAUUUUGAAACUUCCAGAGAUGUGAAAUAAUUAACUUUCUUUUUUCAAAGGUUGAACUCAAAGUAGAUAAAGCUAUAAUUAAUAGCAUAGAAUGUCUGUCAAGUUAACAGGAGAUGUGGUUCUUGUCCCGUAGGCAGCCUUUUACUUUUCCUACCUAAAGGGAUUUUUAACCCCGUAUUUACAUGCAGUUAUUUAUAGCUUUAUCUACUUCGAGUUCAACAGUUAAGAAAAACAAAACAAUUUAUUUAACAUUGUUUUUGUUUUUUAAAAUCUUUCAAUGUGAAUUGUUUUCAUUGUGAUACAAAAUCUGUCCAAUAUUUCUAUGUUUUAUUAUUUUUUUUUUCAUGGAAAUACAAUCUGAAAUAAGAUUAACUCUAUCUGGUCUAAAUAUCCUUCCUGUUUUAUGUUUAAAGCAGCCAGAUCUGGCCUCUCAGACCUACCUUACAAUGUGAUUCUAAAAGUUUAUAUAAUCACAUCAUCAAAAUUUCGAAGCUAUGAGACAAUGCAAAAUUAAUUCAAAACAAUCUGAAUAAAUAAGCAAUACGUUUGACAAAAUAAUCUGAACGCUUAAAGAUUAAACUAUUCUUAAGUAUAUCAGACAGUUAAAUUUCAUUGGCCAAUCAGUAAAUAUCCUUCCCAAACAAGCAAUAAAGUAUGAACGCCAAUGGAAUCUGACAAUAAAAUAGAAAAGUUUAGAUGCUUUCUGCAUGGGGAUUGGAGGAAGAAAGAUUUGAAACAUUUUGGUACCACUGAGGUGAUGCUGACUUGUUUGACAUCAGAAGUUUUAAUAUUUUCUCUUGUUCUUGCCCUCCUCUCCCUCUCUGUUUAUAUGUGCGAGCAUAUUUCGUUAUGUGUACAAAGAGAGGGAAAGCGUUUAUGUCUAUUGUAUUCAAUCAAUAAAUUGUAAUCUCUCUCUC